UAUUUAAAAGUGGAUAGUUGUUAAUAGCUAUAUUGCAAAUAUGGAAGUAACUUACUUUAUAAUUUUUGCUCUCGCAAUCAGUAGUGUUUUUGCAGUUGAUAAUGUCGAUGAAGACAAACAAAAGCUCAGAAGUAAACCUCCGACAUCACCUUGCCCAGACGUCUUUAAUUAUGAACCUGAGUAUGUUGCGAAGUCCAAAAUGGGAUUAGCGAUUAAUGCUUAUAUCAACCUCAAAAAACCUGCUAAAGCCGAGGAAGCCGAGCUUAAGAUUCAUUUACAAGUACCUGGAAUUCUAUCAGAGCUAAACGGUGAAAACAAAUCUGAAGUUGUUAAACUAACAGUUCUCACCAAACCACAAGAUCUUAUUAAUGAUAAAAAACGAAAUCUAUAUUAUAAAUUAGAACUCCGUCCAACAAAAAGCAGAAAAAUUCUUCAACCUUACCUCAUUACACUUAAUGGCGAAACAGUUUGUGAGGGAGAAAGACUCAGAGGCGCUUAUAGUGAAUUAAUCAUGGGACUUAAGGUUCUAAUUGGCGAAGGAAAACCUGCGGAUUAUGCGUCAGGACCCGAAGCAGGUGAAGAGUAACAUGAAUAAACUUAAUUAAUAGUUAAAAAGUUUAUGAAUAAAUAAGAGUGUUAAAGAGUA
Anthonomus grandis grandis is the source of this 646-nucleotide messenger RNA. RefSeq lists its product as uncharacterized. Lineage: Eukaryota; Metazoa; Arthropoda; Insecta; Coleoptera; Curculionidae. The record is from RefSeq and is a predicted model, not a curated record. The transcript has 4 exons. Bases 41 to 586 code for a protein of 181 amino acids.